Triticum aestivum (bread wheat) is the source of this 1451-nucleotide messenger RNA. RefSeq names its product glutamate dehydrogenase 1, mitochondrial. The transcript has 4 exons. Gene Ontology annotation, cellular component: mitochondrion. The coding region runs from base 594 to 974 and encodes 126 amino acids. Gene Ontology annotation, molecular function: L-glutamate dehydrogenase (NAD+) activity. Gene Ontology annotation, biological process: L-glutamate catabolic process. The record is from RefSeq and is a predicted model, not a curated record. Lineage: Eukaryota; Viridiplantae; Streptophyta; Magnoliopsida; Poales; Poaceae.
UUCGCUCCCCUCGUUGCCCUAUCUGUUCAAAGCAGCUUGGUAGGAUAGGGCGGUGCCACCGAUGACUUAGGCGGCGGCGGCGGCUGAGUGGUCGGCGAGGAUGGCCGCUCGGGCGAGGAGGCGGAGCCGAUGACCCCGGCGGCGGCGGCGGAGGGGUCCCAGGGGCUGGAGGACAAACAUCUAAUGCGGUCGCGGCUUCUCGCCGUCAAGAGCUAGAUCGAGCGCACGGCGGUGGUAACCGUCCAGAGGAAGAGGAAGAGCAACCUGCACCAGUUCGGCGGCCGUAGCCGUCCAAGAGGCAGUUGACCGCCGAGGCAUCUCUAGUUCUCAUACAGCGCGGGUUUGACGGCCACUCCGGGACCGGUCGUCCCAGCGAUAGGUGGAGGAGUUCAGCUAAAGGAGCCGGAGUACAGAGCAACAGGCCAAACAACUGAUGAACUUGUGACCUCAGUGUUUACACAAGGGAAUAAACAACUCACAAGCUGGCUGAGUUUCUUAUACAUGCAUUUCUCCUAGGUGAUAGCUGCUGAUCGUAGGUAUGAAAAAAGAUAGCUGCUGUCAAGAACUCCAAUGGCAUUGACAUAGCCAAGUUGAUGAAGCACUCGGCAGAGAACCGCGGGAUCAAGGGCUCCCACGGAGCCGACGCCGUCGACCCGACCUCGCUGCUCACGGAAGAUUGCGACGUGCUCCUCCUGGCAGCUCUGGGAGGAGUGAUAAACAAGGACAAUGCUGAUGCCAUCAAAGCAGAGUACAUCAUCGAGGCUUCUAACCACCCAACAGACCCCGAGGCCGACGAGAUUCUGGCAAAGAAGGGCAUGCUGAUCCUACCGGACAUCCUGGCCAACUCCGGCGGAGUGGUGAGCUACUUCGAGUGGGUGCAGAACAUCCAGGGGUUCAUGUGGGACGAGGAGAAGGUGAAUCGGGAGCUCAAGACGUACAUGACCCGUGCCUCAAACAUAGUUCUGAUUAUUUAGCCAGUGUAUGGGGCCGUAUAGAAGGGACAAUAAUUAUGUAUAGUAUAUCUUCGAAAACCAGAAUUGGCUCAAUUUGAAAGAAUACCUGCUUUAUAUGAAUUUCUUGCCCGCUUUGCACGCAUGGCUACAAGUGCAUUACCAUGCCUCAGCCAUAAUCAUCCUUGACAAAUAUGGUAGUCACCUUUAGUAUGGAACAGAAGAAGCAUGCACAACCUAUUUUGCCAAUGAGCAAGUUUAGCAUCUGUUUGUACAUUGCUGAUCUUAUGCUGGUUCUUAUUGUUGUCCUAGCUGUUUAGUUAGUAAGCUGAACUCCUUUAGAGUAAAGCUAGCUGGGACAUCUGUUUCAGUAUUGUUACCCAACAGAGUUGGGGGCAGAUUUAUUACUUGGAAAUUUGUUAGCUCCAUGUAUUGCAUUAGUCUCGAUGCAACACAAGCUGCAAUGUACCAACUCUUGUUGACAUGUCUUUAUCAAAAAUG